AUGGCGCAAUCGACAGUCAAGGUUGUGGAGCUCAGCAAGGUGACGCCGGAACCGCCGCCGUCCAAUCCUUUCACCCUCCCACUCACCUUCUUCGACACCUUCUGGAUCAAACUGCCGCCAGUGGAGCGCAUCUUCCUCUACCACCUCCCGGAUUUAUCCCCUUCCACUUUCCGCACGCGCCUCCUCCCUCGCCUCACCCGCUCCCUCUCCUUCACACUCCGCCACUACCUCCCCGUCGCCGGGAACCUCGUUUGGCCCUCCGCAGCCGCCGUCCCCGUCGUCCUCUACAGCCCCGGCGACGGAGUCUCCCUCGCGGUCGCCGAGUCAACGGACGACUUCGACCACAUAUCCGCCGACGGAGACCGAGAAGCCUCCGACUCGCUGCCCUACGUGCCGGAGCUGCACGCAUCGGAUUCCGCCGCAGCGAUUCUCUCCCUGCAGAUCACUCUGUUCCCCAAUCGAGGCUUCUGCAUCGGCGUCACCUCUCAGCACGGCAUUCUCGAUGGCAAGACGCAGUCCGUCUUCAUGAAAGCCUGGGCUCACACCUGCAGGCAGAUCGUCGGAGAUGGUGGCGCCGAUUUCCCGCCGCCGCUACCGGAAUCGCUGGCUCCGGUCUUCGAUCGAACAGGCAUCGUCGACUCGCGGGAAAUUGCGGUGGAGUAUUUGGACGAUUGGUUCCGAUUCCGGCUCAAUCUGCCGGGGAUGGAUCCCAAUCCAAACCCUAGAAGCUUGGAGCUGCUAUGGAGCUUGGUAGAUGGCGAUUCCAAGAGACUGCGAGCGACCUUCGAUUUCUCGAAAGAGAGAAUCAAGAAGCUGAAGGAGUCUCUGAUCCCCAAAUUCCCCAACCCUAAUUACCUGUCGAGCUUCGUCCUGACCCUGGCGCACACCCAGGUUUGCCUCGUGAAGGCGAAAGGCAUCCGCGGCGGCGCGACGAUGAUGGGCGGGUUCACGGCGGAUUUCAGAUCUCGAUUGGAACCCCCGGCGCCGGGGAAUUUCUUCGGCAAUAUCGUUUUCCCGUACGAGGUGGCUCUGAGAGGGGAGGAGGCUGGUUCCGAGGGCGGCGUGGCGUACGCGGCGGGGAAGAUCGUGGAGGCGAUCAAGGAGGUGGAGAAAGGACCGAUGGCGGGGGCGAGAGGGAGGCUGGCCAGGUUUCUGUUUCCGGAAUCGGGUCAGUUCGAGGUGAUCGGGGUGGCCGGGUCGCCGCGGCUGGGGAUGUAUGGGGUUGAUUUCGGGUACGGCGGGCGGCCGAGGAAGGUGGAGGUCACGUCCACGGCGAGGACGGGAGCUAUUUCAAUGGCGGAGAGCAGAGAUGGGAGCGGCGGUGUCGAGGUUGGAAUUGUGCUGAGCAAGGAGGAGAUGGACGUAUUUCGCGCUGCUUUCGUUCAGUAA
Molecule: messenger RNA, 1389 nt
Organism: Linum tenue
Lineage: Eukaryota; Viridiplantae; Streptophyta; Magnoliopsida; Malpighiales; Linaceae
Source: the annotation of a GenBank genome assembly